Molecule: messenger RNA, 774 nt
Organism: Acanthosepion pharaonis
Lineage: Eukaryota; Metazoa; Mollusca; Cephalopoda; Sepiida; Sepiidae
Source: the annotation of a GenBank genome assembly
AUGCAUGAGACGGGACGGGUUGGCCCGGCACCGCCUGUUCCUCGAAACACUCCUCAGCUUAACGACAGCUACAAUCCAGCUACAACAACUCCACAGAUCUUUGCACUCAAAUGUUCCAACACCGCCCUCGUGAUUCGACAACAACAAAAACUCUGGUCUCCCGCCGUCACAUUUAUCCCAGCGAACACCAACCAAUUUGCAUACGCCCAAGUUCUCUCUUCGCCAAUCCUCGCCACGAGAUCGCAUUUCCAUAAAUCAAAUGUGGCAUUGGCGGACGCCGGUCGCUUUGUUGCGGCAUCAUUAAAUUGUCUGGAUUUCUUUCAUCGACUCUCAGAAGGGGCGUCGAACUAUCAGCAUCAGCUGGGAUCCGCAGAGUCAAACCAUCAGGCCCGAAAUAGGCUGAUCCACACUGGUGGUGCACCGCCUAUUGGAGAACCCAGACGGUGUCCCCUACCUUAUCGGCCCUCGUGUUUCCCGGAUCAGGCAAACGCCAAUGCCCUUUGUUGCGCAAGCGAUGGAUUUUGGCCAUUUUGCUUAUCUAUAGACCGCCUCGAUGUUUCCUGGCCGCGAAACACACCGCUGAUGCCGUUGUCUGAGCCGGAUCCCCCACCUCGCCUAAACUUUUAUCCUCUCUUUUCUUUCUUUUUUUCUCCUGUCUUACUAAUGGGCGCCAGAUUGCGAACCAAAUCAACAUGGGUUAUGUCCAUCCCAGUGAUAUGUCUUUUCUAUCUUCCGCCAUUUAGCCUUGUUAUGGCAAUUCCUUCACCAGAAUAA